AUGGACAAUCUUUCAGAUGCUAACAAGAGCUCGGCAGCAACCAUAAAUGAGUGUCAAUCUUCUCAUACUCUGGAUAAGGAGGACCAUGAGAAGGCCACCCAUUUGCGGAGGUUGAAGCCUGACAAGAACGUCUCAGCUAGCAGGCCGUGGAAGUCUCCAUUUAUGCAUAAAAAGAGGAUGCGGGAGUGGGAGAUUCAGUCCUCCUCGUCGAAUGGAAGGUCUAAUAAUACACUAGGAUCUAUCUGCAAACUAGAUGGAGCAGUCAACUCCAGCAAGCUGAGUCACCAAAGGAAUAAAACUUCAAGCCUCAGAAAGUCGAAGGCGAAAGCAUCUGGAGCACUGACCGGAGGAGUUGAAGAUGUGGAAGCAGGCCAUCAAACUCCAAGGUUGUGUUCAAGAAAAUGGAUUAAGGAGGCUGCUCCAAACCAAUCGAAAAACAAUCGUAGGACAGUUAUCUCAUGGUUAAUAGAUAACAAGGCAGUGUCUUCCAUGGCUAGAGUGCACUAUCAGAGUAAACAUGACAGUUGUCCUAUAGCGCAGGGCUGGAUAAGUGCCGAAGGAAUCAUAUGUGAUUGUUGCAGCAAGAUGUUUAGCUUAAGAAGCUUUUCUGUUCAUGCUGCUAAGACCGAAGAAAGAGCAGCUUCAAGCAUCAUCCUCGAAGACGGGAGGUCGCUAUUAAACUGCCAAAUGAAGAUAUUACAUGACAAAAAUUAUAUCAACUUCGAUCAUGGUGGGAGAGAAAAUAAUUGGCAAAAAGGCGAAAAUGAUUCCAUUUGUAGCGUUUGUCACUAUGGGGGCGAACUGAUUUUGUGUGAUCAAUGCCCAUCCUCGUUUCAUCAGAGUUGCAUUGGUUUGCUGGAAGUUCCAGAUGGUAAUUGGUUCUGCCCAUCCUGUUGUUGUCGACUCUGCAACCAAAGCAAGUCCAGGGAUGAAAUUGGGAAUUGCCUGAAUGACAUCUUAACAUGCGAUCAAUGCGAGAAUGAAUAUCAUCUAAGCUGUAUUAGGGAAAGAGGAAAAUAUGAAUUCAGCAAUUUUCACAGUAAGAGUAGGUAUUGCGGCGAACAGUGUGAAGAGGUAUCUAUUGGGCUUUACAAGCUCAUAGGAAAGCCAGUCCAAUUGGACAGAGAUAACCUGACGUGGACAUUAUUAAAGUCCAUGAAAUUCAAUCCUAGUGAUCCCAAAGCUCAUGAUAUUGAAGCUAUAACACAAAUCGAGUACAAGCUAGAUGUUGUUGUUGGCAUGAUGCAUGAAUGUUUCGAACUUGUUAGAGAGCCCUCUACCCAGAGAGAUCUCGUUGAAGAUGUCAUUUUCAGCUUCUCCGUCUUUUUUUUCCUCCUUAAAUUGAGUUUUCAUAGUUAUUCUAAGCAAGUCCAACAUUAUCCUUGGCAAUAUAGGUCAGAGCUUAGUCGUCUGAACUUCCGAGGAUUCUAUACAGUUAUUUUGGAAAGAAAUGAUGAUUUGAUUACGGUGGCUACUAUAAGGAUCUUCGGAGACAAAGUGGUAGAAGUACCUCUAGUUGGUACGAGGUCUCAGUAUCGCCGACUUGGAAUGUGUCGCCUUUUGAUGAAUGAGUUAGAAAAUAAGCUAAAGGAAUUGGGAGUUUACAAGCUGGUCUUGCCCGCUACUCCGAGCGUACUGGAUACGUGGACUACUUCAUUUGGGUUCACGAAAAUGAUUGACUCUGAGAGAUUACAGUUUCUGGGCCACACUUUCCUAAACUUCCAGGAUACUGUUAUGUGCCAUAAACGGUUAUUGGAGAUACCUCAACGGGAACUGAACUCGAACAUACCAACAGGCAAAGCACAUGAAGUUUGUGAUGGUGAUGCCAAUAAGAGCGGAGGAGAUAGCAAUGAUUUAGGAGGAUCCGUCGCCGUCUCUGAGGUGUUGCAGGCAGAACCAAUCGAAGAGAUAGAUUGGAGCGGACCAAGGCCCCAUCAUUGAUGGACUUUUCCUGACCACAUCUUCAUCACAAGGGAAGGCAGAGAGGAAUAUGGGGGCCUGACAGGACAUGGAAUUAGCAUGGACCAAGGUGCUGUGCGGGUUCCGCAUGCGGGGAUUUGUUUGUAGCUUAGCUAGUUGUUUGUUAAAACGAAAAGGAAUUAAGAAGAUAUGUUAGUUUGUA
Punica granatum (pomegranate) is the source of this 2122-nucleotide messenger RNA. The record is from RefSeq and is a predicted model, not a curated record. NCBI's taxonomy places the organism in Eukaryota, Viridiplantae, Streptophyta, Magnoliopsida, Myrtales, Lythraceae.